Molecule: messenger RNA, 501 nt
Organism: Pelodiscus sinensis (Chinese soft-shelled turtle)
Lineage: Eukaryota; Metazoa; Chordata; Testudines; Trionychidae
Source: RefSeq, a predicted model, not a curated record
CCAGCACGCGGCUUCGGCGUCAGCUCUGAUUGGUGGCUGUAUCCGGGACGCGGUGACGCCAGAGGCUGGGUUCCGCGCGGAGGAGCGGGAGGCGGUUGUGCGGGGCUGACUGAGAGGGCACCAUGAGUAAAGCGCACCCGCCCGAGCUGAAGAAAUUCAUGGACAAGAAGCUGUCACUGAAGUUAAACGGUGGCCGACAUGUCCAAGGGAUAUUGCGAGGGUUUGACCCUUUCAUGAAUCUAGUGAUAGAUGAGUGUGUGGAGAUGGCACAAGGUGGACAACAGAACAAUAUAGGGAUGGUGGUAAUACGAGGAAACAGCAUCAUCAUGUUAGAAGCUUUGGAACGAGUAUAGCUUAAUCAGUGAAUUCCUGCCUAAUGCUGUGAUAAACCUUUUUUAACUCCAGCUAUCUUAACUAAUGAAGACCUUUUCUAGGAACUGUACCUUCCUUGUGUAAACUUAUUUUUGUUAAAUAAAUUUUGCAAUGGUUAACGUAACUUGA